This is a messenger RNA of Dioszegia hungarica, 5136 nucleotides long. RefSeq lists its product as uncharacterized. The record is from RefSeq and is a predicted model, not a curated record. NCBI's taxonomy places the organism in Eukaryota, Fungi, Basidiomycota, Tremellomycetes, Tremellales, Bulleribasidiaceae. The transcript is spliced from 33 exons. The coding region runs from base 1 to 5136 and encodes 1711 amino acids.
AUGUCAAAGACCGAGCAUCUGUCCGGCCUUCCCAUGCUGAGCGACCUCAUCCCUCAGAUAGAACGGAAGAUCGUCAAGAACCCAGAGAAAUAUGCGGAUUGGCGUGACACAGUGCACUCCGUCGACUUCACCCCGGGAAAGUACACGCAAAUGGAGUGGGGCCGGUACGACACGUUCAUCUUUGCAGGCCGAAAUAAUUGCCUGCUGCCCUGUCAUUGUUGCCCCAUCAAAGUCAAGGACGCUUCCCCGGAUGCAGCGCCGGAUCUUCCCCCAUUCUCACCGCUGGCAAUGCAGGCGGCUGGGUGCUCUAUUUGUGGAGUCAGGGGCGAUGCUGCGGAUUACGGGGCGAUCUUCGCGCGCAAGGUCCAAGACCCUCGACCCUUGCACGGGGGCGAAGAAGUCGCGCGCGACGUUCAACAAGCUAUCGAAAUGCAGCUCACCGCCAUAUCUACCUGGUCUUUCUUACUGGAGCACAUUCCUGGGGUCAACUGGAACGAUAGCGAUCUGCUCCAUGUAGCAGAUGCUCAUCCUCAACAUUCUCAGCAUCACACCGCGACGCCGCUAUGCGCGAUUUUGGCCGAGUUAGUCACACACGAAGCUCAGUCAGAGGUUCGAAUGUCCAAAUUGUUCCAGAAGUGGUGGCACGAAGGCACGGCAGCAGUCACGAAGCCAUCCCUGCUCCAUAUCGGCGCACGGAUCGCAGCACCGCCCAAUACCUCCGAGCGGCAUAUCCAAGCGAAGAGCCUCGAUAAUACCACACGCUUCGAGCGGGCAUUGAUUCGCGUCUGUAUGCCGAGCCUCCAUCCCAUCGUCCCGUUCCAGUUUAGUCUCCUCGACUUGGAGCAGCUGCUCAUCGAGAAGCCGACUCGGUCCAAGGCACUAUCCGAAGCUCUCGUCAAGGCGAUUGGAUAUCACGCGAUGGUCGUCCAAGCACAUUACAUGCUGCGGUUGGCGGUCUUCCUCAAAGGUCAAGCGCUCCGCGAAGCCACUCCGAGCCGCAUCAUAAACUGUUGCUUCGAGUCUGGCUCGUGCGCUUCCGGCCCCCUCCUCGUGGACGAUCAUAAUCCCGACCCUCUGGUCAGACAGGCUCGAGAUUACACAUCGCAAUUCGUCAAACGGCAUUACACUUUCCGCGACACGAAGCGAUUCUGGUUCCUCCUCUACACGUGCAGAGGCAUAAACUGGGCCGACCAUAUCGACUUCGAUCCGGCCACACUAGCGCCCACACUCAAGACGCGGCUGCUCGGAGAUGUUCUGGACUCGGCCGUCAACAGGACCUUCGGCUGCAGUUUGGUCCAAUUGAUGCUGACCGAUAAACCAGCUCAACCGGGAGGAACCAUGGUGCCGCCCUCCGACCGAGAAAGUCUGCUCAAGCAAUUUGCCGCCAUGCGGGAGUUGCUUCGCCAGCUGGUCCGAGAGGAUUUCAGAUGUCGGUUCCAGCCUAGCAUCGAGAUUGAUCCGGUGCGGCAACUCUUGCCUCCCCCAGUCUCUCCCACUCCAUCCACCGCCCUCAUCGCCCAAUUGUCCUCUAUGUCGAUGACGCAGAGCGCCCACGCCUACCUCCGGGACAAUCCUACCCCCGCCAAGGUGACUCGAGACCCCAAGCCCAGCGCUUCAGCUCCAGCUGCCCCCAAGGAGCCCGAAGUCAUCCCGUCGGACUCGGUCAUCUUCGUUAAUAACAAGCAGUUGAAGCUAGUGGAGAAGCUUUACGGUCAGCGAGAGGGUAAACUCCCUUGGGUCCCUCUGCUCAACUUGUUUGAACGGGCAGGACUGCGCGUCAAAGCUAUGGGCGGUACCGCCUUCCACAUCACCCACAUCUCGGACGGAGGUUCCAUGAUCUUAUACAGGCCGCACCCCGAUCCCGACUUGAGCUCCGAGCGAGCAUGUGCCCUGGGUAUUCGCCUGGCAACGACUUUCUCGUGGAGCGUCGAGAUGUUCCGCAGGAGACCGGGAGGUGGCGCUCUUGCCGAGCAGGAUUACGUAGCUGCGUUUGUACCCUUUUCACGAGUCUGUUGCGAGAUUGCCCGGACUCCUGACAUCACCCCAAACACAGCUCCCCACGUCGGACAGGUCGCACGGACCAGACACCUUCCAGGCCUGCAGCUCAGCUUGCAGCAACAGCACUUUGAACGGUCUCCUCCAUCUAUCUGUCCAUCUAUAUCGAGCUAUAUCACCGUUAUCAGUCCCAGCCUUCUCACCCAUAUAUGCUCGUCAAGCGACGUCGACGAGGCCGGAUCCGUAUCCCUACCAGACGUCGAUCAAGCGCUAGUUGUCUACGAUCAAGAGCAGGCGAUGUACGGUCGGAGCAGCAACAGCUCUUGGUAUGGCCCAAUCCAUCCAGAGCCGACGCGACAUAUAGCGCAGGUGCGAGCCCAGACCUAUCUGCGAGAAGCACGCUCUGCCUAUCCUGCUGACCUUGACCCAAGUACACUGCUUCACUACCCCUGCACUCUCAUGCCGCCUUGGUCCACAAUCGUGCAAAGGCGGGAGGGGGCAGACCGGAAUGACGAUCUACUUCUGAGCUAUCCCUUGAGCGACCGGAAGAACGCCCUGCCCUCCAGCCGAGAGUCCCCCAGCAAGGGAGUAGACCGCAUUAUUAGGGGUGGUAUAGGAAUCAUGAGAGCCAAAGCAGAAUCUGAACUGAUCUUCAGGGUGAAGCGGGAAGGGGGUAUGCGAAGCCUUUUCUUCGCGGAAUCUACAGGCAACUUGAACACCCUCGACUGCUUGACACUUUCAGGCCGCGUCCUGUGCUUAGCCGGAUCCACCUCUGAUAGGCUGGCAUGCUUGGGACUCAUGAAAGAGCUUCUCUCGAUCGAUCGUUCCUCCCUUGUUCAGCCGAGUCAUCUGAUCUACCCCCCUAAGUCGCUCACAACCUCGGCUACGUCUGCCUUGCCCUCAUACUACCCCGCUCAGACUGAUCUUGGCGGCCCCAGCUCGAUCGACCGAUUCGUUCUCAGGAGAUUUGAGUGCGAUACUCAGCGGCUCGGAGCCUCAUCGUUCGCGCCCAGCCGUAUUGCCGAGCAGAACCUACUCGGAUCCCAGGCCAUUUCGCCUCCUCCGCCGCCUUCCACAUCGCACAGCGAGCGGUGGCGAAUCGCCUGUUCUGAGGUCGCAGGAUGUUUACGUCAACCCACCAUGAAGGAGCCGGAACUCCUAGACAGUCUGCCUAAGAUGAGCGACAUCAUACCGAUUAUUGAGAAGCAUAUCAUUUCGGAGCACAAAGUCUCGCAUGGACUGAAGGGUGACUUUGAGGUUUUACACGACGGAUCUGCUUCAACUCCAGGGUUGUGUGAUCGGGGCAGACCAUACGCCUGCUAUGUGAAGUUCCUACAUGCGGGGUCAAAUGCUGGUCUACUCCCGUACUGUGCACACUGCACCGGCGCAAACGGUCGCGUCCUUACGGACGACGAGUUGCCGACGUCAUAUUCGCCCCUGGCCAUGCAAGCGGCUCGCGACAUAUGCCUCUACAAGCGUAAGCCCAGUACGCCCGACGACCUCAGGCAGCUUUCGCAGGCCAUGAUCGAUUCAGCAAAAGCAGAAAUGGAGGCGUUGCUGCGAGAACCAGAGGGACUUCUUGAUCAUAUCAACCGCAACACCUUGGGCAACAACAGUUCCUUAUCUCGAUCGAUCGCGGAAGCCGGCCAGGCAGCUGCCGAGGAUGUUCUGGCCGCUCUCCACUUUCGGCUUCAUGCGAUUGCCGUCUGGUCGGACGUUCUCGCACAGCUCGAUCGAGUCGACUGGGAUGACGGAGAACUCAUGAUGGCUCUGAUACGAAACACUACAAUCGCCAAGGAGAACUGUCACAUCCCCCUCUGUCGUAUCGUUGCUCGAAUCAACCAGCAUCAGUCAGAAUCCGCAGCUCUUUUGAGCACGAUCUUUCUGGAUCAUUGGGACAAAGGACAGCAGGCACCAGGGGAGGUGAGCUCUUGCCACCAGUCCUUCCCACAGAACGGAGUUGAGCUGAUCCUGUCUCCAGCAUUCCGCAGCUCACAAGGCGCUUCAUGCUCGGAUGAAGCAGGAGAACCCGAUGUACACAGAGCGCUACGUUCAGGCCAGGAGCCUCGACCGAACAACGCGCUUCGAACGGGCGCUCAUCCGUCUGUGCCUUCCCGAUCUGCAUCCGGUCGUGCCAUUCGAGGUCAGCAGAUGGUGACCAUCUUCGCCGGCGCUGAGCUCUUCGAUGACGCCGCUCUCUUUGGACGAAUUCAUCGGCACUACGACAAAAGGGACAAUGCUGCCACCGACAAAUACGCCAGUCUUCUUCCUGAACCACCUAAUCUUCUCGCUUCCCGCAACACGAUAGCCAGUGCUCUCAAAAUCAUCGCCAGGCGGUACCCCACGUCUCGGGAUGAGCGCGUACUAUGGUUCGGCACUCGCCUCCGCCCGGUCAAUUGGGCCGAAUACGUCACGAUCAACUCGAUCGGCACCGGGGCAGCGCUGGACGGGCGCAAGCUCAAGCAAGACCUCGACGCUCUUGCUUCGAGGGACUUCGGCUGUGACCUGCUCGGUCUGAUGGAUCACGAUGACACUUCUCCCGAGAGGUUGCUCUUAAAGGUGGUCGGCGAGGCGGGGGAGGCGUCCCAGAUCCCUCACCGCUGCGUAUACGAGCCAGCGGUGAGACGGCCGGCACAUCAGUCGAAUCACAGCGCGUCAACGUCGCUGCGUAAUCUACCCGCUCCCGCCCCCGCCCCACUUACUCAGAGCGGGCACGCCUAUCUUCGAGACAACCCGGCGAAAGAAAGAACAGGGCGGGCCGACCGGAGCAAUUUCACGACCGACUCACCCGCUCGUACGCUCGCCAGGCGCCCUCGCACCCUUUUCACUAUCAACAACAAGCAAUUGAAGGUGGCGGAGAGGCUGUUUGGCUACCGAGGAGGAGCAGUCAAGUGGGCUGAGCUGGUAAAUCUUUUCAAACGACUGGGAUUCUCAAGCAGGGGCAUGGGGGGUUCCGCUCAUCACUUGACGCCGAUCUCAAAUAUAGGAAGAUCCAUGAUCGUCUACCGACCUCACCCGGAUCCUACCUUUACUUCGGCUCAAGCGGGCGCCAUAGGCCGUCAACUGGUAUCUAUCUUCGGCUGGUCCAUCGAUAACUUCGCCCGGAGCGCUACUACCGAGGAGCAUGAUCAGGCGGUCUAG